UCCGCCGCCCUCCAUCCCCCGCCCCGGAGCCCUUGGGAGGGUCCACCUCAGCCCGACGCGGCCCUUCUCACGUCCCCGGCUCGGCCGGCGGAGGCCGGGAGGGCAUCGCGCAGGGACAGCGGCCUCGGGGCGGUUUCCUCCGAGGUCGGGACAAAGACGGCGCCACCAUGGCUCUCAGCGCUGAGGACUGCACAGGCGACAAGGGCAGGGGCGCCAAGGAUCUGGAAUCCCUCGACACCUAUAUCCAGAACACACUCUCUGCCCUCUACCCACCUUUUGAGGCCACAGCGGCCACAGUGCUCUGGCAGCUGUUCAGCGUGGCUGAGAGGCUCCAUGGCGGGGAUGGGCUACGCUGCCUCACUGAUUUCCUCAUCCCAGCCAAGAGGGCCCUACAGCACCUGCAGCAGGAAGCUUGUGCCAGGUACACCGGCCUCGUCUUCUUCCACGAAGGCUGGCCGCUGUGCGUCCACGAGAAGGUGGUGGUGCAGUUGGCAUCCCUGCGCGGAGUCAGGCUCAGGCCUGGGGACUUCUACCUUCAGGUCACCUCGGUGAGAAAGCAGUCGGCCAGACUGGUCUUAAAAUGCCUCUCCCGUCUCGGAGGAGGCUCAGAAGAAGUCGCUGUCCCUGAAGCCAUGUACGGCCGCGUCUUCACAGCAGAGUUCCUGGAAUGGCUGAAUGGGGAGCGGAACAGCGUCCCCUUGCAAAACUGCUUGCUGACCACAGGCUCGGCCGUCUACCGCAUCCCGUGGAGCAACCUCACAGAUCCCGUCUUCGUACCCAUGACCAGAACUGUCCUGCCCAGUGGCUCCAGCCAUCCCGGGCCUGAGCAGCUGCCGCCCCGCAGCACCUUGGAGGUCCUGGCGCCAGCACCAGCCUUGGCCAGCCCUUGUCCCCAGGGGAGCACUCCUUCCAGCGCCACCUCGACCCUACUCCCCCACAGUGGGCCUCCUGGCAGUGACCAGCCCAGCCAUCUUCCUCACCUGAGAGGAUCUGAGUGGGAAAGCCCCAGGGCCAGAUCCGGAAGCUCCGACAGAGGCCUUGUAGGGGUCGGCCCCUCAGACCAGAGCCCAUGGGAGCCCCCUGGGAGCCCUGAAGAACCAGGAGGGUGGCUGGACGCCCUGGACAAGAAGGACAGCCCCCAGGCCAUCACCUUCCACAGGGACACAGUCAGCCUGAGCUCCAGGAGGCGGCCGCCCAGGGACCAGGCCAGCGUGGAGGCCAGACGCUGGUUCAGGAAGUCCUACAUGGAGGCCCUGCGGAACCCCAUGCCCCUGGGCUCCAGCUCCGAGGAGUCCCUCCGGGAUGAGGCCUGCAGCUCCCAGACCAAGGAGGCCAGGGCAGAGGCUGACCCAACCCAGAAAGAAACCCCCAGCCCCCGGGGAGACCCCCAGGGGAUCCCGAGUGAAGAGAGCAGUCCAGGAGCUGCUGGGAGGACCCUUCCCAGGAGGUCUCAGUCCUGGGACAGGUCCCUCAGAAGCUCCCAAAGUGACAGCCAGUGGGCUUCCAACCACUCAGCAAGUGCCAGGCCCUGGGGUCUCUUAGGACGACAAGCUGCGGGGACCAGAAAUGCAGGCCCCAGCGGCCCCUCAUGUGCCACAGCAGAGAGUCCUGGCUGCAACAAAGAAGAAGCCAGUGUAUACACCAGUGGCAGCAGCUUCCGGGGACAAGAUGUGCUUGCUGAGCUGCUGUGCACCGAGGGUGAAGGACGGCUGCCUGGCAUAGGAGACUCGCCCAACCGGGUGCCUGGGCAGGUGCUGGAAAUCAACCAGGAGCUACUGCAGUCCGGGGUCGUCACCCUCCCAGGGACCCGAGACCGCCAGGGAAGAGCAGUGGCACAGGUCUGCCUGAGGGGCCCACUGUGGUCCAGCAAACACACCUCCAGUGCCGAGCUGAUCUGCCUGCUGAAGUACCUCCAUGGCAUCCCCAGGAAGGAGGUGCGGGACCUGGGGCUGGUCAUCCUGGUGGACGCACGCAAGAGUCCGGCUGCCCCUGCUCUCUCCCAGGCCUUGGCAGCACUGCAGAACACAUCUCCUCCUACGAUUCACAGUAUUUUGCUCUUGGUGGAUAAAGAAUCAGCAUUUAGGCCUGACAAGGAUGCAACAAUUCAGUGUGAGGUGGUGGGCUCCCUGAAGGCCCUGCACAAGCUCGUGGACAACUCCCAGCUAACCGCAGACCUCGAGGGCUCCUUUCCCUAUAGCCACAGUGACUGGAUCUGCUUCCGGAGGAAGGUGGAGCUCUUCACCACAAACUGCGAGGAUGCCAUUGUUUUUCUACAAAAUUCAGUCCGCUCCUUGAAUGCCCACAGGCCCCUCAGCACAGCACAGGAGGUCAUGGAGUCAAUCAGCAAGCACAAGGCGACUAUGAAGCGUGUCCUGGAAGACACCCUGCUGGUCGCCCUCCGGCUGGAAGGUGGCACCGUGCUGGCACGGCUGAGGAGGGAGGAGCAUGGCACCAGUGAAGACUGCCGAGACACCAUCCAGGCCGCCUCCAGGCUGUACAACCAACUGGACGAAGAGGUCCAUAGGCUCGUCCUCACCUCCAACCGGUGUCUGCAGGAGCUGGAGAAUCUGCGAGAACUGAGGAUGCUCGAGGAGGGAGGUGACCAGUCACAACAUUGUCAGAAAGGACUACAGCUGGCGGAAGAGCACAACUCACAAGAUGCAGAGGGCACGGUCCAGGACUUCAGACGGUGUCAGAGCGCCAUGGCUGGCCAGGCUGAGUGGAGGGACGGAGAGCUGGCCAGUCGGGCCCACCCGUCCGAGUUCUAUGAGUCGGUGAACAGGUGGAUGCUGCGGGGCAGCGAGUGCCUGGAACCCUGGGGCCCAGAGCUGGUUGCUAAGUGUUUGCCGGAGGCUGUGGAAGCGGCUUCAGAGAGCUUCCCCAGGGCGAGCGCGGCGGUGCCGGGCCUGGGCGGCCAGCGGGUGCUGGGGCAGUGGCUUGCCUUUGGGCUGCAGUGCCAGCAGACCCCACUCCACUCACAGGAGGCCCUUCCUGGGACUGCCCUGGGCCCUGCUGUCCCCCUUCUGGGCCGGAGCCCCCUGAAGCAUAAGCUUGCCCAGGGGGCCAAGGGGAGGCACCAUGAGCCACCCUGGGUCCCCCUUGCUGACCCCAAGGGCCGAGCUGGGGAGUGGGCCCAACUGCUGCCCAGCCUCCCCGGACAGGCUGCUCUGUGUGGUCAGGAGAGUGAGCACCUGAGCCCAGGUGUGCCCACCCUGGACAGCAGCUCCCCCUGCUCCUCUGAGUCCAUCCAGACAUCUGCUGGCCACCCCAGGAAACAUCCCCUGAAGAAAAUUAUGAAGAAAACACAAAACUUCGAGAUUCCACAGCUUAACAGUGACUCCAGAGACUCCCGCUGGCCAGGCCACACUGGGGCCUUCAUCAAAGGCCUGGAGGUGACCAGCACUGUGGCCUCAGAGAAGAAGCCCCCACUGAGGCCAUGUGCUGAGAGCCCCUUGGUCACUCGGAACCGGAGUCUCUCCUCUCCCUCCAGGAUCCAGUCCACAAAGGAGGAUGGGAGGAGGCGAGCAGGAAGCAACCGACUGCAGCACGUAAUGGCCGAGAUGAUUUCCACGGAGAGGGAGUAUGUUAGGUCCUUAGGAUAUGUCAUCGACAACUAUUUUCCAGAAAUGGAAAGAAUGGACCUGCCCCAGGACCUGCGAGGGAAGCGCAGCAUCAUUUUUGGGAACUUGGAGAAGCUCCACGACUUCCACUGCCAGCACUUCCUCAACGAGCUGGAACACUGCCGGCACUGCCCGUGGGCGGUGGGCCGCGGGUUCCUGAGACACGAAAAGCAGUUUGGCAUGUACGCGCUCUACAGCAAGAACAAGCCCCAGUCGGACGCCCUGCUCUGCGGCCGCGGCAACGCUUUCUUCGAGGACAAGCAGCGGAAGCUGGGCGACAAGAUGGACCUGGCCUCCUACCUGCUGAAGCCUGUGCAGCGCCUGGGCAAGUACGCGCUGCUGCUGCAGGACCUGGUCAGGGAGGCUGGCCGCUGCCCCGCCCACGAGCAGGAGCUGGGCGAGCUGCAGGCCGCCGAGGACAUGGUCCGCUUCCAGCUGCGCCAUGGCAACAAUCUGCUGGCCACGGACGCCGUCCGCGGCUGCGACGUGAACCUGAAGGAGCAGGGGCAGCUCAGAUGCCAGAACGAGUUCGUCGUUUGCUGUGGAAGGAAGAAGUACCCGAGGCACGUGUUCCUUUUUGAAGAGCUCAUCCUGUUUAGCAAGACCAAAAAGGUAGACGGAGGCCACGACAUCUACGAGUACAAGCAGUCCUUCAAGACGGCUGAGAUUGGGAUGACGGAGAACGUCGGAGACAGCGGCUUGAGGUUUGAGAUCUGGUUCCGCAGACGGUGGAAGUCCCAGGACACCUACAUUCUCCAGGCGAGCUCCACAGAGGUCAAGGCCGCCUGGACGCAUGCCAUAGGGAAGAUCCUGUGGCAGCAGGCUCUGAGGAACAGAGAACUCAGAAGGCAGGAAAUGGUGUCUAUGGGGAUGGGCGACAAACCGUUCGUGGACAUCAAGCCCAGCGACGCGGCCAUAAAUGACCGGGCGAUCGAUUACAUCAUGCAGGGAACAGGGUCACGAACCCGAGCGUCCAUAGCUGUGCCCUCCUGUGACCACACCGCCCCCUUCAAGAGACCGCACUCCACCAUCUCAGACAGCAGCACCUCCUCCUCCAGCAGCCAGGCCUCCUCUGCCCUGGGGCAGCCGACCCUGCACGUGUCUACCAGCCUGGCCCACCGGGGCCUGCUGAGCCCUACCCUCUGCCCCUGGCCGUGCGAUAUCAGCACCUGUAUCGAGGAGGACGAGCUGGAGACAGGGAGCCAGCCUUCCACGCGGACCAGGAGCUCUGUGUCUUCACAGUGCGCAUCGGGGGGCAGCGGCCCGGGCCUCCCCGGGGUGCUCUCUGAUGAGGGCCUCCAGGGCGCCUCCCCCGCUCUUCCCAGGAGGGGCUCUCAGCCACAGCUCCACGGAGGUCAGUUCACCACGACCGUGAGUACCCCUCUUCUGAGAAGCCCUGGUGCUUGUGGGGGGUCAUUGCCUACCCAAGCAAUGAGGGACCACAGACCACCCCCCCACACACCCCCGACCCCCUGUCGUGGGUCACUCUGCAUGUGA
This is a messenger RNA of Diceros bicornis minor, 5117 nucleotides long. RefSeq names its product pleckstrin homology and RhoGEF domain containing G4B (gene PLEKHG4B). The transcript is spliced from 21 exons. Bases 168 to 5117 code for a protein of 1649 amino acids. Lineage: Eukaryota; Metazoa; Chordata; Mammalia; Perissodactyla; Rhinocerotidae. The record is from RefSeq and is a predicted model, not a curated record. Gene Ontology annotation, molecular function: guanyl-nucleotide exchange factor activity.